Molecule: messenger RNA, 2388 nt
Organism: Closterium sp. Naga37s-1
Lineage: Eukaryota; Viridiplantae; Streptophyta; Zygnematophyceae; Desmidiales; Closteriaceae
Source: the annotation of a GenBank genome assembly
AUGCUCACCGUUGACCUCCUCGAGGAGCGCCUCCUUGCAGCUGAGAAGAGUAUAGUCGCUGUAGGAGGCGCUCAUGGUGACCCUCGUGCCCCUUUCUUUGAGGGGUGCUCCCCCGUUCCCCUUUUGCCUUCUGUUGCCUCUGCUGCUGCUGUCGACCUCGUUGGCACCGAGUCGGUUGGCGCUGCGUCUGCUCCUAGUGGGAGGCGCCGCAGCGGCAGGAGCAAGUGGGGCAAGGGUGCUGGAGGAGACGGUGGGGGCGGCGGUGGUGGCGGUGGAGGCGGCGGAGGGGGUGGGGGUGGAGGUGGGGGUGGUGGCGGGAGUGGGGGCGUCGGUGGCGGUGGGGGAGGUGGAGGCGGCGGCGGAAGAGGCAGUGGGGGUGGCAGCGGCAGUGGUGCUGGUCGGGGUGGCGCUGUGCAGCGGGGAGGCUUUGGUGGUGGCCAGCGCCAGCAGCAGCAGCAGCGUUCUCGUGAGACCCUGUCGCCCCAGCAGCUUCGUGAGUGGUACGCUGGGCGUGGGAGGUCUGGGGGUGCUGGUCCCUGUGCUUACGUUCUUCGCACCGGCGUGCGCAGUGGGGAGACGUGCGGAGGGCCGCACACCACGCACCGCUGUUUCGGCCGCCUGACUGAUGCCUGUGCUGAGGGUGACUGCUACCUGUGUGUUCCGCCCGACCCGGGCAUUGAGGCUGCUGCUCUAGGUGCUAGUGAGUCUGCUGCUCCAGGUGCUGGUGAGUCUGCUCUCUCAGGUACCGCGUCGGCUCAGGUCUUACACACUUUCACCCUUGACUCGGGUGCUUCCCGCUCCUUCUUUCGUGACUGCACCACACUCUUGCCGCUCAGUCGGCCAGUGGCAGUCUCUCUGGCUGACCCCUCUGGGGGUCCGGUCCUUGCACACUCCUCCACGGUUCUGCCGUGUCCAGCGGUCCCGUCUGGCUCUCUGUCUGACCUCCACCUCCCCUCGUUCUCCACGAACUUGGUGAGUGGAGCUGACCUUCAGGACGCGUGGGUUGACCAGUUUACUCCUGGAGGUCAGCGGGUGACCCACUGUUCGUGUACUCGGACGGGCCGGCACCUCACCACGUUCACCCGUCAGCCUGGGUCGAGCCUGUACACUCUGACUACCGUGUCUCCUCCGGUUGCUGAGUCUGGUCAGGUAGCUGCGUCGGGUCAGGUGUUUGCUGCAGCGUCCCGGUCUGGUCCUGAGUCUCCCCCCUGCUCGUGUCGCCUCCUGUCUCACCAGACUCUCCUCUGGCACCACCGCCUUGGUCACCCCUCCCUGCCUCGUCUCCGAGGCAUGGCCUCCCGUGUCCUUGUCACUGGUCUUCCCCGGUCUCUCCCUCCCCUUCCCCAGAGGCCUGCCCCUACCUGCGUUCCUUGCGUAGAGGGGCGGCAGCGCGCCGCUCCUCACUCCUCCGAGUUCCCUCCGACGGAGGCUCCCCUGCAGACUCUUCACAUGGACGUGUGGGGCCCCGCCCGCGUCCGUGGACAGGGUCACGAGCGUUACUUCCUGCUGGUCGUUGACGACUACUCGCGUUACACCACAGUCUUCCCCUUGCGCCGCAAGGGUGAGGUUACUGAGGUGCUGAUCGAUUGGAUCCACGCUGCCCGUCGUCAGCUCAGCAAGAGUUUCGGCUCGGACCUUCCUGUUCUGCGUCUGCACUCAGACAGGGGUGGUGAGUUUUCCUCCGACCUUCUGCGAGCCUUCUGUCGUGCGGAGGGCAUCCGCCAGACGUUCACGCUUCCGGCCUCACCGCAGCAAAAUGGGAUUGCUGAGCGCCGCAUUGGCAUGGUCAUGGACGUCGCUCGUACGUCCAUGAUCCAUGUGGCUGCUCCCCAUUUUCUGUGGCCGUUCGCGGUUCAGUACGCUACGCAUCAGCUCAACCUCCAGCCCCGCGUCUCCAUGCCGGAGACCACACCUACUCUGCGGUGGACGGGGAAGGUUGGCGAUGCGUCUGCGUUCCGUGUCUGGGGAUCUCGAGCUUUCGUCCGCGACUUGUCUGCGGACAAGCUGUCCUCCCGUGCUGUUCCCUGCGUCUUCCUUGGCUUCCCCCCUGACGCGCCUGGUUGGCAGUUUUACCACCCCACCUUGCGCCGUGUUCUGUCCUCUCAGGACGUCACGUUUGACGAGUCGGUUCCUUACUACCGUCUCUUCCCCUACCGCACUGCCCCCCUCCCCCCCCCGCCGCUCUUCCUCACGCCAGGUCCUCCCCCGGUAGACCCCCUCCCCCCUCAGGGUCCUGCCCCCUCAGGUGUGUCCCAGGUAGACGCAGUCGAGCCUGUCGAUGUAGCUGUUGACUCUGGUGCUGUUUGGGGUGCUGAGCCUGCGGGUGCCGGGUCUGGGGGUGCUGAGCCUGGGGGUGCUGAGUCUGGAGGUGCUGAGCCUGGGGCCUGA